AUGGGAAGAAAAUUCUUUGUGGGAGGAAACUGGAAAUGCAAUGGCACAAGCGAUGAGGUUAAGAAAAUUGUCACUUGGUUGAACGAAGCUGAAGUUCCUUCAGAAGACGAUGUGGAGGUUGUCGUUAGUCCUCCCUUCGUGUUUCUUUCGCUGGUUAAAACCUUACUGCGGUCUGAUUUUGCCAUUGCUGCUCAAAACUGCUGGGUCCGCAAGGGGGGUGCCUUCACCGGUGAGAUCAGUGCUGAGAUGUUAAUCAACUUGGGCAUUCCCUGGGUCAUUCUUGGUCACUCUGAGAGAAGACUUCUACUAAAUGAAACGAACGAGUUUGUUGGUGAUAAAGUUGGUUAUGCCCUUACUCAAGGUUUGAAAGUGAUUGCUUGUGUUGGUGAGACCCUUGAGCAGCGAGAAUCUGGAUCUACGAUGGCCGUAGUUGCAGCGCAAACAAAAUCUAUUGCAGAACAUAUUUCGAACUGGUCCAACGUUGUCUUGGCUUACGAACCAGUUUGGGCCAUUGGUACUGGAAAGGUUGCUACUCCAGCUCAAGCUCAAGAAGUCCAUUCUGAACUGAGGAAGUGGCUGCAUGAAAAUGUUGGUCCUGAAGUUGCCGCAUCAACAAGAAUAAUAUACGGAGGUUCUGUGAAUGGAGCAAACUGCAAAGAACUGGCAGCAAAGCCUGAUGUUGAUGGAUUUUUGGUUGGUGGAGCCUCACUCAAGCCCGAGUUCAUCGACAUCAUCAAGUCUUCAACUGUGAAGAAGAGUACUUAA
Molecule: messenger RNA, 765 nt
Organism: Oldenlandia corymbosa var. corymbosa
Lineage: Eukaryota; Viridiplantae; Streptophyta; Magnoliopsida; Gentianales; Rubiaceae
Source: the annotation of a GenBank genome assembly